Amyelois transitella is the source of this 4460-nucleotide messenger RNA. Its product is annotated as unextended protein. The record is from RefSeq and is a predicted model, not a curated record. The coding region runs from base 59 to 2830 and encodes 923 amino acids. Gene Ontology annotation, cellular component: plasma membrane. Gene Ontology annotation, molecular function: transmembrane transporter activity. Gene Ontology annotation, biological process: transport; magnesium ion homeostasis. NCBI's taxonomy places the organism in Eukaryota, Metazoa, Arthropoda, Insecta, Lepidoptera, Pyralidae. The transcript is spliced from 15 exons.
UCGACUCAGCAUCAGCACGCGAGCGUUGACUUGACUCAUUCGGUUUUCGGCCGGCAACAUGGCGCCAGUGUGCUUACUACGGACUAGUGGUGUGUUUUUAUUAUUAUUUUUAAUAACAUACACGUGCGCUGUGUCGCCACCAUGGAUAUUUUCCGUGCAUAUCAAUUCGGUAUCGUGUUCCGAUAAAUGUGUUUAUAAUUUGAAUGUGAGUGGAGAAUUUGUUGAGUGGUCGUUAACCUCCACGCCGGGCCGACGAGGAGAGCUAUGUAAAGAUAAUUUAAUCCAAAAAACAUCUGUGUCCGACGUUAUUAUUGAAGUGCCGCCUGGAAAGUUUUAUUUCUGUGCAAAUUCUGGCAAUGGCUGGAGACAUGAGGGUGUAUUUUUGGAUGGCAGUGACGUCAUCGAAUACGCGAGAUCCAAUGAAGAAGACAAAGAACUUCAAGAAGAAAAGAAAAGAGAAUUUAAAGACCUAAAUGAAAACAUGAUUGAAGAUCUAGAUGGUAAUAUAGCCGAAGAUCUCUUGAACGAUAUAAAAGUGAACACGGGAGAAGAAUUUUACGAUAUCAUAGUUGAGAAACUGCCUUAUUUACCACACAAAAUUGAGAGACUAAGGAACAAAAGACAAAUUGAGAAUGCUACCGAGGAGAAAAUCGAUGAUAUUCAAGAAGUUAAUGAUACGGCCGUAGAAACGAAAUCAGCUCCUCCAAAAGUGAUAGUGUAUAGUACAAUUAAAGUGUUAGGUUUGAGAAUAGAAGAGGCUGAUAAGGAACCGAAAUUGGUCGAGGAGAUGAUACCCAGUGUUUUGGCUAACACGAAGUUCACAAUGAGGGUGUUUGGGGAGGGUCUUACGGAUGAUACUGUCUUUGCAUUCACCCACGUACCUCAGAGAUUUGGGUCGCCGUGUAAUCGAUUGCUCACUGGAGAGUUCAAGGUCAACUAUACUGAAGGCGAAUCGGCUGUUCUCAUAAUGAAAGCCCCGCCGCCAUUGGAAGACAGCAAAUUCUACUUGUGCGCUAAAAACAAAAGUUCCGACCAAGAAUUCGUCCACCAAGGCGAAGAAAAAUGGAAAGUUCUGUCCACACAUAACAAACUCUUACCCCUGUGGGCGUCUCUCAUCCUGAUCGUCAUACUCCUAAUGUUAGCCUCCCUAUUCUCCGGACUGAAUUUAGGACUAAUGGCUUUGGACAGGACCGAAUUGAAGAUUAUAGCAAACACAGGAACGGAGAAGGAGAGGAAGUACGCAAGAGCUAUUAUGCCAGUGAGAGCGCAUGGCAACUAUCUUCUUUGUACUAUUUUGUUGAGCAACGUAGCUGUGAACAGCACUUUCACUGUGAUCCUGGAUGACCUGACCUCUGGCCUUGUGGCUGUGAUAGGUUCCACGCUGGCUAUAGUGUUCAUAGCUGAGAUAACUCCGCAGGCGAUAUGCGCCCGCCACGGAUUGCUGAUUGGCGCUAAAAGUAUAUGGAUUAUGAAGAUCGUGAUGGGUAUAUGUGCGCCAUUAGCCUGGCCGACGAGCAAGCUCCUAGAUUAUUUCCUAGGAGAAGAGAUAGGCACACACUACAACAGGGAGAGGCUGAAGGAGUUGGUCAAGGUAACCAACCACGUGAACGACUUGGACAAGGAGGAGGUGAACAUCAUAUCCGGCGCCCUGGACCUUCGCAAGAAGACGGUCAGAGACGUGAUGACCAAGCUGAAGGACUGCUUCAUGCUGCCCAUGAACAGCGUUCUGGAUUUCGAGACCAUGACUGAGAUCGUUAAAUCUGGUUAUUCCCGCAUCCCAGUAUACGAGGGACACCGAGGGAACAUAGUCACAGUAUUAUUCAUCAAGGAUUUGGCGUUUGUGGAUCCUGAUGAUAACACACCGCUGAAGACCCUUUGUCAGUAUUACCAGAACCCUUGCAACUUCGUGUUUGAGGAUGUCACUUUGGAUGUGAUGUUAAAACAGUUCAAAGAAGGUCACAAAGGUCACAUGGCCUUUGUACAGCGCAUAGAAGAAGGGGACGGUGACCCCGUGUAUGAGACCGUUGGCCUGGUGACCUUGGAGGACGUCAUCGAGGAGAUGAUCCAGGCUGAAAUCGUGGAUGAAUCCGACGUAAUCAGCGACAAUCGUACCAAGAAACGCCUCACCCGCCCAGUGAACAAGUUCCAAGACCUGGCCGCCUUCGCCGGUCACCAUCACAGCCAGAGGGUCCACGUGUCGCCUCAGCUCAUCCUGGCUACCUUCCAGUUCUUGAACACCAGUGUGGAGCCGUUCCGACCGGACCUGGUCUCGGAGACGGUGCUUCGUCGUCUACUCAAGCAAGAUGUGAUCCAGCACAUCAAGUUGAGGGGAGACGAGGACAAGAACGACCCAAAACGAUACGUGUACCAGGAGGGGAAACCUGUGGACUACUUCGUGCUGAUCCUGGAAGGUCGUGUGGAGGUGACGGUGGGCCAGGAGAACUUGGUGUUCGAAGCUGGGCCCUUCACGUACUUCGGAGUUCAAGCCUUGACCCAGAACGUGGGGUUGGCUGAAAACCCGACGCCGUCCAACCUGGGCUCCCUCCAGAACCUGAACAUGGACUCCAUGCUGCGUCACACCUUCGUGCCGGAUUACUCUGUCCGCGCCAUCGCUGAAUUAUACUACCUUACUAUCAAGAGAAAUAUGUAUUUGGCAGCUAAACGCGCUACGCUGAUGGAGAAGGGAGCCUUGAACAAGGGUGGGACUAAUGAGCAGAUUGAACCGGAAGUUGAUAAGCUUCUGAGUGAAGGUGGAGAUAAGAUACUGGAGGAGAUCAGGGAACCAGAGAAACCCCCACGGCAGUCCCCGGAACCAAGAGAUAGAUAUUAAAGUUCGUCCCAACAUCUGCCAGUCUUCUUACCAAUGCGACUUUCAAAACGCCGGAGAAGCCGACCCAUCCGGAAGAAGAGAAGCUACUGAAAAAGUAGUUUUUUUUUAUAUUUAAUGGCAACACUGCUAUGACAACUUGGCAGAAUGACCUCGCGCCAUUGCCGCUAAUUUAAGAAAACUGCGUAGCAUGAACAACAAUUAUUUUGAAAUAAGAAUAUAAGCAGAAGUAUUUUCAAUGUUUUUUAUAAUUAUAUAUUUAUUGCAUUGCAUUCGUCCACCCAAUGAAUUAAAAAAAAAUCCAAGAAAGAAAGAAAGAAAUCGUUUAUUUGUCCAAAAUGGAGUAUAAAUUCAAAAAAUUACACUUACAGGCAGGCGUCAAUAAAAAUAAAAUUAUGAAAUAUACAAAGUGUUACAAAUUAUUAGCAUGUUAUUUGCAGUUGUUACUAUAGUGUUUUAUUAGGGUUAGUAUUAAAAGCAUUUUGUGUUUAUUUAGUACGUAAAUUUACCUAUAUAUGUACUACCUAUAGUGCAACACUGCCUUGUUAAUUUGAACUGUUAUGUUGAGAUUGGCCGGUCAAAGUGAUUAAAACAAUUACACUGGAUGUAUGGUAAAAUGUACGAUUGUUGUACCCAACUCAGUAAAAAAAUAAUGUCAUAUUUCGAUAUUUUUAAUCAUAGGUACCAAUUAAAGGCAAAGGUCUUUUUCUGUAACAUCAAAUACAUUAUCUUAAAUAAUAUUUUUUUUUAAAUUAGAUAGUAUCUUUUUUUGCCAAUAUUUUUUGUAAAGCUGGGAGGUUCGGCAAAAAGAAUUAUCGCAAUGUGUUAAAACCUGUAAUAAUAGAUUGAAAACAAAAACCAUUUCUCUCAAAAAAAUGGUCGAAUUUUGAACCUCCUCCUUUUUUGAAGUAGUCUAAAGGCAAUGACGCGGAUUAAUUACUAGAAAAUAAAAUCGGAACUUUCCUGCGAUGUGCUUUCAUUUUUUUCUUGAUUUUUUUUUUUACCUUUUGAAGAUUUAGAAAGUGACAAGUUCUAGUAAAUUUCAAAAAUUUUAUUAUUCGCGCGAGAAAAUAAAGAGCUGGCACACAAAAUGUUAUUCCCAUUACAUACCUUGGAGAAAUACCUACCGAAAUUUAAUUUGACCGGACAAUCUUUAAACUUAACAUUAAACUUUAGUGUUUAUAAAUUGUUUUAUGGGCGAUGGCGUAGUAUAGACUGCCUCAAAAAUUCUAGACAAAAAAUAAAGGAAUAUAAUUUGACAUGAAAUACUUAAGAUAUACGGAAUGUAACAAAAACGGUAGGUACUUUGUUCGACAGUAAAAACGGUGUUAACAAUAUAAGCUUAAUAUAAAAAAAUAAGUAAAUACGUUUAUAUUUUUUUUUAUUAAUUGACGGAGACUGUUUUUUUUUUUAAUAAAAGAAACGUUUUAUUUGGUAUUUUUUUAUUAAUUGAUGGUUACUGUUUUUGUUACAGAAAAACAAAAUUACCUAUGCAUCUCUGAUCUCCUAAAAUUUAUCUAAUUGUUUACAUUCUGUAUGAAUUCGAGCUUACAAUACGAAAUUAAAUGGUCUUUGUGUCAAUAUUUCCAAGAUAGAAGAUACCUUCACUAUACAAUGAAGUAACUGAAAUGAA